This is a messenger RNA of Symsagittifera roscoffensis, 2169 nucleotides long. Its product is annotated as tRNA (uracil-5-)-methyltransferase homolog A-like. The transcript is spliced from 12 exons. The coding region runs from base 37 to 2001 and encodes 654 amino acids. Gene Ontology annotation, biological process: RNA processing. Lineage: Eukaryota; Metazoa; Xenacoelomorpha; Acoela; Convolutidae. Gene Ontology annotation, molecular function: RNA methyltransferase activity; RNA binding. The record is from RefSeq and is a predicted model, not a curated record.
UAAUUGUUGUGAUAAACUUAUUAAAUAGGCAUUAGAAUGGAAGAGGUGACUGUUACUCAAAAUCCACCAACAGACUGCAGAAUAGGGCUACAUUCUGAGAUAGAUGCGAAAGUCGAAAUUGACCCACUCUCUUACCUUAAUAGAGAUGAAUUCACUAGUGAAAAACAUAAAAUAGAAAUAAGGAACCUACCAAGAUUAUAUGGUUACAAAGAUGUACAAUGCUUGGUCUCUACGUGUGGAGUUGUGUGUAGAAAAAUUAAGAAACUCAGAGAUAUGGUGUAUGUGACGUUUUCGAGCGAAACCGAUCGAGAGCAGGCGGUCAAGUUGCUAGAUGGAAUGGUCUACAGGGGAUCUACCUUGAAGGUUAAGAGAAGCAAGCCUGCAGCUGACCCUUACUUGAAGAAACAGCUGUUGAAGCGGGGCUUGGACCAGGAUGGAACAAAAGGCGAAAAGGAAGACGCCAAGAAUAUCAAAUUGGAGGAUUUGGAUCCAAUUGAGCUGCUGUGCAAAUCAGUUACUCCAUUGUCAACUAUGCCAUAUGAAAAACAAUUGCAGAAGAAGGCCGGUGAGUUGAAGAGUGCGAUGCGGUUGUUUGAGCGGGAACUGAGGAAGGCCGCCCCUGACACGAGACAAUGGCUUGACGAGAAGAAGAAACUAUUCAACCUCUGCUGCAAUUUUCUGCCAGUGAUUCCAAGUCCCACGACUAAGGGCUACAGGAACAAAUGUGAGUUCACUAUAGGGUCAGAUCCCUAUGGCGUGAAGAAGACCGUGGGCUUCCGUCUGUCCAGCUACAAGUCAGGGGAGAUCUCGGUGGUGGAACCCAAGUGCAACAUAGUGGGCGAUGUUAUGCUCAGAAUAGUGACUCAGUUUCAGAGUCUCAUUCGAGAGAGUGAUUUGGAUCAGUACUGUGUAGUCACGCACACAGGUCACUGGCGAGGUUUGACAGUGCGAUCCGGCAGAAGUGACAAGAAUGUGAUGAUCAUAGUCCACUUCUCGCCCCAAUCCAUCUCAGAAGAAGUGCUGAGUAGGGAGAAAGAGAGAAUUCACAAGGCCAUGACUGAAACUCACCCGGAGAUCACUAGCUUCUACUGGAACUGCGUCAAUUCAAUCUGUAGCAGCUCGUCGGAAAUAGAUCAACUGGUGCUGCUGGGAGGAGAUAAGAAGAUAUCUGAGAAGGUUCUUUCCAGCACCUUCCGUCUCUCCCCAACUGCCUUCUUCCAAGUCAACACCCUCGCCACUGAACUACUCUACAGUCUAGUGUGUGAUUGGGCUGGGACUAGUUCUGACUCGACAGUGAUGGACGUGUGUUGUGGCACAGGCACUGUCGGAAUCAUACUCGCCAAGUCAGUCCACAAAGUCAUCGGAAUAGAGAUGAGCGAGGAUGCAAUUCACGAUGCUAAAGAAAACGCCGCUCUGAACAAUCUAAACAACAUCCAAUACCACUGCGGCAAAGCUGAGGAAGUACUACCAUUGCUGGCUGAGACUCUGGUAAAUGUCCCAAACGUGAGUGCAGUGGUUGACCCUCCAAGAAGUGGGCUGCACAAGAUUGUGAUCCAAUCACUGAGAAAGUGCUCCUUCCUCACAAAACUAGUUUAUGUAUCUUGCAAUGCCAAUGCAGCUAUAACCAACUGGGUAGAUUUGUGCAGACCCACUAGCAAGAAGUUCGCAGGAUCACCGUUUCAAAUGGUCAAAGCACAACCAGUUGACCUGUUUCCACAUACUAACCACUGCGAGUUGGUUGUGUUGUUCGAACGACCAAGCAAUGCAAACGCUGAGAGAAAAAAUGCAAAAACAUUCAAAAACAACGUAAAUUCAACACCAAGUGAACAUCAAAAAAGCUCGCAAACGGUUAAUGAGAUGUCUCAACCAAAAAUUGACGAUGAAAAAACAAAACUCAUGAACAACUCUGGUGUUUUUUCUGCGCAAAGUGAUGCUUCAUUAAUCACUCCUGAUGGAAAGACUUUAAAUCCUUCUAAUGAUGUUGAAGUUGAAGAACAAUGAUUAAAGUGAUUGAGAGAGGUGAAGAUACCUUUAACGUCAGGCAUCCGAAUUAGCUUAUUAAGUUCAUCAAAUGAAGCAUCUAUAUAUGAAAGUGAACUUGUGUUUGAUGUUUGAAAAAACACCAAAUGUGGUAUGACAAAAAGAUAUUUAGUUAACAGUUUUAGUUCA